Messenger RNA from Astyanax mexicanus (Mexican tetra), 4747 nucleotides. It is a transcript of the gene rflna, whose product is annotated as refilin A. The coding region runs from base 450 to 1112 and encodes 220 amino acids. The transcript has 4 exons. Gene Ontology annotation, molecular function: filamin binding. Gene Ontology annotation, cellular component: actin filament bundle. The record is from RefSeq and is a predicted model, not a curated record. Lineage: Eukaryota; Metazoa; Chordata; Actinopteri; Characiformes; Acestrorhamphidae. Gene Ontology annotation, biological process: skeletal system morphogenesis; negative regulation of bone mineralization involved in bone maturation; actin filament bundle organization.
UGCUGCUCCCCGCGCUCAUUUCAGCGCCGACAGACGCUCACACACACACACACACACUCUCUCACACACAGUCAUACACACACAUGCUGGGAGUUUUCCACAGCAGAGCAGAAGCAGAGCAGCUGAGUGGAGAAGCGCUGGAGCUUCAGGACUCUUCAGGAUACUGAGAAACUUCAGCGACCUAAGUUCUCCUGUUUUCAGUGGAUGUUACUUAGCUCCUGUGGAUUUGUCCUGCUGUCUCUGGGCAGAUGAACUGAAGACUGAGGAGAUUCAGCUGUAUUUACUCUCCUGCAGCCGGUCGGAGCUCCUGGUCUGAAGAGCACCGUGUGAAAUGGGCUUUUCUGGCUGACUGUAACAGAAGAUCACCUCCACCUCUACUGGAUCCAGCUCUCCUGUAGCGAGACAGGACGGAUUUUGUUCCUUUUUUUUUGUUUCCAGCUCUUCCAGAAAUGGUGGGGCAUUUACACUUGCAAGCUAUGGAUGAGAGUUUGAAAGGAAAGAACCGUGAAGGGCUGCUAGACAGUCCGGAUUCAGGGCUGCCUCCGAGCCCCAGCCCGCCCUUCUACUCCCUGUCCCCGGGGGUGGUGGAGCAACGGGCCAGCAGCUGCUCUACUCCAACAGAACCACAUGUACACUACGGGAAGGACAGCAGAGAAGGAAAACUGCUUCCCUACCUGCUGCUGAACUCUCAGGGGGAUGCUAAGGCCCGGAUGUACCCUGUGGUUUAUGGAGAAAGCAUCAAGGUCAAUCCUAAACCCAACAAGGAGUUAAAGUUCAGUUCAGCAGUGAAAUACGCUUCAGACCGACACUACCGUGACCAGGUGUACUGCGCCCCGGUUCCUACAGUGACCUCCUACAGCGAGACGGUGGUGGCGGUGCACGACUGCACGUGGCGCAGCUUCAAGUCCGAAGUUCAUUUAGAGCCCCGUCACCGACCGCUGCACUACCAGAGCACGGCCAUCAUCUAUCCCAAGCACGCCCGGAACACGUACCGCACCACGCUCAACUACAACGCCAACGGCAACGCCGGACAGCGCUGGUUCGUGUCCACAGUCAGGCUGGAGUCCAGCGAGGACACCAGUCCGUGCAUCAUCUACACAGAAAACCUCUGAGCUCCAACAACAACAGCAGCAGCAGCAGCAGUGCUGGAAGACUCCUGUAGAGCGUGUCAUUAUUUCCUAACGCUAAAACUUCUUUUGGGUAGAGGCUUACGCAGUAAAGACUUCCGCUGAAGAAAGGAAAUGCAGGUGAAAGACCAUUUAAAGGCCAUUUCCAUUUCCCUUUCCUUUUCAUUUUGGCUCUGUUGAAGAGUGAACUUUAUUGCAGGUGUGACGGAACAGCAGUGUACAGCAGAUCAGCUUUGGAACGUUUAAAGCCUUGUUUGCGUAGACGUCAUUCAAGCUCCAACGAACGGAAUGACCACAGACGUCCAGAUUUGAUUGCUUGGUGCUAGAGAGGUGAGAGGUGGCACUCUACAACAAGCGUUCCUCUUCUAAUUGUCAUGGCAUUGUCAUGGUUUUUGCCAUGUUAUAGCGCCACCUGCUGUAUUGGAGUGUGAAAAAAAAAUCAAAACCACAGAGCUUGUAAACCACUUUUGCAAGCUUCUGCUUUUGCUGAGAGUAUACAGAAGCCUUGAUUUUUAUAUUCAUACCCGUUGGGAGGUGGGUUGACAUAUUUUUGUGUUUUGUUUUUGUUCUUUUGCCUAGUUUGUUUACUCGUGAUUCCUACCAGUUUUCAGAAGAACACUGCACUCCACUCUGGAGAACAGCUUUAUCUACAUCCACUACCAUCUUCUAUUUACAAUGCUGUAAAACAGUUCUGAAGCCUCAGAGCUCUAUACUGUGUAUUUCUGAGCUGAGAGAUCGUAGAAAACUUUACCAUGGUGGAACUUACAGACUUUUUUGUGAGGUGUAUAAAUGCUUGAUUUGAUUGCACUCAUGCUAAGAAAGAAAGAAAAGGUGGUUUGUUUUUCAUUCAUAUUGUGUUUUUUUCCUCCUUACUUUGGCUACAGUGGCUUUGGCUGAACUUAAGGUUGUUUAAGGCCUGCAGUUUAGGAACACUUGAACGAUUGGACCAAAGAUUUUAUACGAUUCAAAGAAAGCGAUUGCAUUGAAAGCAUUGUAGCAGCUCAAAGCUGAGUAAGAACAUCAGUGCUUGCACACCAACACUUUCUCAACAUAAAAAAAAGUGGUCCAGCACCUUGUCCUGAAAACCUGAAAAUCUUCUACCAUGGUAGCGUGUUACUCAGUGGUUUGGACUGUCUUGCCUUAGUGGUUGAAUUUCCUUGGAGUGGAUGGAGGCAUUAGGAGAAGAUUUCUAGAACGGUGAGAAUAGCGUAACUUGAACAGGGUCUGUCAGCAGAAACCAAUUCAUUUCAUUAGAUUUAAACCCAGAGUUUCUUUACAUUGGCAUUGUGAUGAGCCACUGCAGCUGGAUGAAUUUAAGGGACAUGAGUUAUGGCAUUAAUCUGAGAUCUGUUUUCUGCAUUUAUUUGAGGGGAACUCCACUAGUUCAUUCAAAUUUCUGAAGAAUCCAGUUGUUAUGUUGUGAGCAGUCAUUCAGAGUGACUUGGUGUGAAAUCACAGUCAAAAUGGGAAAUUCUUUCAUGCUUGAGGUUUAACAAAACCCAUUUUUUAUAAAUAUGCUGGUUUUAUAGAAGCUGUUUCCACAUUUUUCACAUCGUAUUGUAAGGCGCAUUAUCUAUAAACGUCGAUUUUGUGGUCUAUUUUCAUACACAAGGCACACCAGAUUAUAAGGUGCAUUAUUUUUAAAGUCAAAUGAGCGCUGGAUGUUGAUCUACCUAGAUUUCUCUCCUGAAAACGUUUUAUUUGGGUGAUUAAACUGCUUCUGUUUAUUUACAGUAAGCUUAUAUUUACAGAUUUCCACUACACUGCACUACACUGAGGAACCAUGAGUGUUUUGGUACACACAGGCUACAGUCUGAUAUACUCAACUCUGAACGGCAAAAGAGCUAACUAUUGCUAGUGCAGUGCUGGCUGGAAAUAGCAGUAGGCUACAGGCCGACAUACUUGUCUCUAAUCAGCAAAAGAGCUAACUAGCACUUAACGGGUAAUGCUAAUGCUUCUUCAGCUAGCCGGUGUUAGCAGCAGGCCACAAGCCGAUAAUACUCACCUCUAAAUGGUGAAAGAGCUAAAGCUUAAGUGCAGUUAGCAGCUAAUGCUAAUACUGCUCCAGCAGUGCUAGCCAGGGUUAGCAGCAGGCCACAAGCCAAUAAUACUCCCCUCUGAAUGGUGAAAGAGCUAGUGCUUUGUGCAGUUAGCAGCUAAUGCUAAUACUGCUCCAGUCUCGAGUAUCGGUGCUGGAGAACUAAACUGAAACUCCUGUAUAACACUGAACUUCAGCAGAGUGGCUUUACUGCUCCUUAUAACCUGACUGGUAAAAUUCAUUCAUAAGGCACACUGGAUUAUAAGUAAAUUUGGGGGAAAAUUAAAGGAUUUUAAGUGCGCUUAAUAGUGCGAAAAUACGGUAUUUUAACCUUAAUAUGACAGACAAUGACCAGGGAGGUGCAGGUAAAGCAGGUCAAGCACUGGUGGGAAGGUGGAUAUAGAUGGUCACAGAUUUGUGAAAGCUCAACUGGGCUGUGAUGGAGGCGUGGAACUGGAUCACUAGCCCUUGAAAUCUUCAAGUGGUGCAUAAAGUACAUUAUCUACUGGGUACAGCCCUUAUCUUUCUUUUUUUGUAUAUGUUUUUUGUAUUUUUUGAGGGAACUUUUCAAUUUCUGUUCCGUUCAAAAACCAUGGUAAAUAAAAAAAAAAAAAUCUGUCUUGGUAAAUUGCUCUAGAAUGAAGCUUUUCACACUGAAGUCACUCUGAAUUCCGUAAGUUUAGAAGGUCUUAUAUUGGUCUUCACUGUGAUUACAGUUUAGUCAUUGUGAGCUCCUUCAUCUCCCAUAGUUCAUACUGUGCAGCCCUGGUUCAUACAGUCAGGUAAAAGACCUGGAUCAAGGUUAGGACUUGGAUAUUAAGAUGCUGUUUUAUUAAGGUGGGUCAUUCACCUAUUCAUUUUUAAUGGGGCGGAGGAAGAGGAGGAAGGUGUGGCAGUACUAUGUAUUUGUCUUACAUAUAUUUGGAAUAUAAAUACUGAAUUUGGUAGAUAUUUUAAAUUGAUGUUCAUUUUCUUACCUCAUUUAAAAUAUAUUCUCUUGGAAUGUGUGAGGAUAGUUUUGAAAGCAGAGAAGGUCUCGGGACUGAACGUGAGGAAGGUGAUGAUGGUGUGUGUAUGUGAGAAAGUUGUAUGUAAUGCUGUAGAUAGAUGGACUGAGAGUGAAUGGAUUUAGCUGCUGUACAGCAGCCAGCAGUGAUGGAUAUAAUAAUCCAGCAGGUUCUAAAGUUGGAGGGAAUUCACACCGGAUUGGUCUAAACAGACGGGAAUGUUUUGAUUGAGGACUGAUGGACGUGGUGAGGUUGGUAAGAGAGGAAAUUUUAGAAAGUGUUGAAAGUUUCUGCAGAAGUCAUUUAGGAUCAGCUGAGCCGAGAGAGGGUCUCUGUGAAAGUGGAUGAAAGACUUUGAGAUUGAUACCGGAUGUAUAAAGCUCUCUUUUUUCUUAUUUUGUUUUUAUGUAAAAUACUUUCCUGUUGUAUAUGUUGCAUAUGGCACUUAAUGAUUCUCUUUCUAUUUUUGUAUAAUUCCCAAGUUAAUGGUCGUUUUGUUUUUUGGACCUAAGAUUAGAAAAUAAUUUAAGAAAUAAGUGUAUAUCUUAACUGAACAAAUAAAGUUCUGAACAAUA